Messenger RNA from Jatropha curcas, 1537 nucleotides. RefSeq names its product DTW domain-containing protein. The record is from RefSeq and is a predicted model, not a curated record. Lineage: Eukaryota; Viridiplantae; Streptophyta; Magnoliopsida; Malpighiales; Euphorbiaceae.
UUCACUGAGAGACCAAAAACAACCGGCGAAAACCCCCUCAAAAAACACCAUGUUCUCUGCCGCCAACACUACCGCUACCAGAGCCUUUAUUUUCAAAUUCUCUCCUCCGUCUUUGACAUUUUCCACCAAAACCCUCAUGGAGUCUCCACCGAGACGCCUGCAAGAUACCCUUUUGAAAUCUACUGCUCGUUCUCCUCCAAGAGAAGUUGAUGCAGAAGUAAGUUUACAAGAAUGGCAAGGAUGGGGCACUAUAUCGCCUGUACCGGCAAAAGUUUUGGAAAUUGUUGAGGAUUUGAAGCAUUUGGAGAGUAAAACUGAUGCCCAGAUGGUUUUUGGUGGUAGUGGUGGCAAACUUAAGGGGGAAUUUAAACUUCAGGAAGACAAGAAACACAGAGCAACUUAUGAGGCUUUAGGUGAUUCUGAACAAAAGCUCCAAUUCUUUGCAGCUAGACAAAUAGCAUGUCGUUUGCUUGGAAGUAGAGAUUACCUUUGCCAGAAGUGCUGGCUUCCUUCGGAAGAAGAUUGCAUGUGCUCAAAAGUCGAGCACUCCUCUCUGUGGCCUGGUAUAAGGUUCUGGUUAUAUAUGCAUCCAAAGGAUUUUCUACGACAAAACAACACUGGAAAAUUGUUAUGGCAAGUAUUUGGAGUUCAGUCUGCUACUUUAUGCCUCUUUGGUAUUCCUGAACACGAGGAGAUCAUGUGGAAUGCAUUCAAGCUUGCAGGAAAAGACAAGGUUUGGUGCCUUUAUCCCAACAAGAACGAAGUUACAAAAUCAGUUCAUGAUGCUUUUGGCCAAGAAUUUUCAGCUGAUUUAGAGUGUGCUUCCCGUGGGACAAAUGAAGACAAAACUCUGAAUUUUAUAUUGAUUGAUGGUACAUGGAGUAACUCUGCUGCAAUGUUCAGGCGUUUAAAGGAGCAAACAAAGUCGGUAUGGGGAGAGGAGGAUCUCCAUUGCAUUUCCCUGGCCAAUGGUGCAUCUACAAUGCACAAGCUUCGGCCUCAGCCAUCAUGGGAUCGAACUUGUACAGCGGCAGCAGCUACUAGCCUCCUCUCUGAGCUCCAGUAUCUUCCAAAGUUUAACUCCUAUGACCUGGAUAAACAAGCCGAAGCAUUAGAGGAUGCCCUAGUUAUUCUAUUAGAAGCACUGACAACUAGACGUCUUAGGAUGGGUAGGUCAAUAACCCGGAAAGUGAGAAGCACCAACAAUAUCCGUUAAGGGCCAUCAGAGUAUCAUAUUCUUUAGCAGUGAGCCGAAUGUCCGAAUUACAUAGGUAUCAUAUUUUGCAUCGUUCGUGAUGCUAAUUAUAACCGCAAUUACAGUCAGCGAUCAAGUGACAAUGCAGCUGCGUCGGUGUGAUAUCUAUUGCUAAAGCAGGAUCAUGUCACAAUUCUUGUUGAUGUCUUGGAUGUAUUUUCUUUUAGAUUCAUUUUGAGAAAACUCUCACAUAAAGCUUAUCUUUUUGAGAAAAGGAAAAAAAAGCUGUUGUCUGGUUUUUAACUGCUGAUAGUAUAUGUCUUGGAUGUAUUUUCUUUUUAA